GCGGAGGGCUUUGAGCGCUGCACUCCGUGCAAUAUGGCGGAAUAUUUACAGGUCUUUCGGAGGGCGCUGGCCCAGGUCCGGGCACACGGUGGUCUCCGGGGGUCUUUCUGGCAAAUAAUGAGAAUUAAUGAUCUGAAAACUGGUGCACUGAUUGGCGUUGACAAAUAUGGCAACAAAUAUUUUGAAGACAAACGUUACUUUUUUGGACGUCACCGUUGGGUGGAGUAUACUAAGGAGAUGAAUGGCAAAGAUACCUACUGGGAUAUAGAUGGCAGCAUGGUUCCUCCUGAAUGGCAUCGCUGGCUUCACUGCAUGACAGACGAACCUCCAACAACACACCCUCCUGUUGCACAUAAAUUUGUCUGGGAGAACCACAAAUUCAAUGUGAGUGCCACUCCUGAGCAAUAUGUUCCAUAUCCCACUACACGGAAGAAGAUUCACGAGUGGGUACCACCUCCACCAUCUAGCAAUUAAGUUGCUGGAUUGUAAGAUAUCACUGCAGACCUAUUUAAUAAAAAGAAAUACUUUGGAGAA
Pelobates fuscus (common spadefoot toad) is the source of this 534-nucleotide messenger RNA. RefSeq names its product NADH:ubiquinone oxidoreductase subunit A12 (gene NDUFA12). The record is from RefSeq and is a predicted model, not a curated record. The transcript has 4 exons. The coding region runs from base 34 to 474 and encodes 146 amino acids. Gene Ontology annotation, cellular component: membrane. Gene Ontology annotation, biological process: response to oxidative stress; mitochondrial respiratory chain complex I assembly. NCBI's taxonomy places the organism in Eukaryota, Metazoa, Chordata, Amphibia, Anura, Pelobatidae.